Molecule: messenger RNA, 4131 nt
Organism: Ilex paraguariensis (yerba mate)
Lineage: Eukaryota; Viridiplantae; Streptophyta; Magnoliopsida; Aquifoliales; Aquifoliaceae
Source: the annotation of a GenBank genome assembly
GUUGUCCAGCGUUUCCAGGAGUUGUUUGCUCAAACCAAGUAUAAGGAGGCUGCUGAGCUUGCUGCAGAGUCCCCACAAGGCAUCCUCCGUACACCUGAUACCGUCGCCAAAUUUCAGAGUGUCCCUGUUCAAGCUGGGCAAACGCCACCUUUGUUGCAGUACUUUGGAACUCUUCUGACUAGAGGAAAGCUUAAUGCAUUUGAGUCAUUGGAACUAUCUCGUCUUGUUGUGAAUCAGAACAAGAAAAAUCUUCUGGAAAACUGGUUGGCUGAGGACAAGUUGGAAUGUAGCGAGGAGCUUGGAGACCUUGUGAAGACUGUGGACAAUGACCUUGCCUUGAAAAUAUAUAUUAAAGCCAGAGCAACUCCAAAAGUGGUUGCUGCUUUUGCUGAGCGAAGGGAGUUUGAUAAAAUUUUGAUAUACUCCAAGCAGGUUGGAUAUUCACCUGAUUAUUUAUUCCUUCUGCAAACGAUUCUUCGAUCAGAUCCCCAGGGAGCGGUUAAUUUUGCCCUCAUGAUGUCCCAAAUGGAGGGAGGUUGUCCAGUUGAUUACAACACAAUAACAGAUCUAUUUCUUCAGAGGAACUUGAUCCGCGAAGCAACAGCAUUUUUGUUGGAUGUUUUGAAGCCUAAUCUGUCAGAACACGCAUUCCUGCAGACUAAGGUCCUGGAAAUCAAUCUUGUAACUUUUCCUAACGUUGCCGAUGCUAUAUUAGCAAAUGGAAUGUUCAGUCAUUAUGAUCGUCCUCGAAUUGCUCAACUUUGUGAAAAAGCUGGUCUCUAUGUGCGAGCUCUUCAGCACUACUCUGAACUGCCAGAUCUCAAACGUGUCAUUGUGAAUACUCAUGCAAUUGAGCCACAGUCUCUUGUGGAAUUCUUUGGGACUCUUUCACGGGAGUGGGCUCUGGAGUGCAUGAAGGACCUCUUACUGGUCAAUCUAAGAGGCAACCUUCAGAUAAUUGUGCAGGUUGCCAAAGAAUACUGUGAGCAGUUGGGUGUUGAUGCCUGUAUAAAGCUCUUUGAGCAAUUUAAGUCAUACGAAGGAUUAUACUUCUUUUUGGGGUCAUAUUUGAGCUCGAGUGAGGAUCCUGACAUCCACUUUAAGUACAUUGAGGCAGCUGCCAAGACUGGACAGAUAAAGGAGGUUGAGCGGGUGACAAGAGAAUCAAAUUUUUAUGACCCUGAAAAGACAAAGAACUUCUUAAUGGAAGCCAAGCUUCCGGACGCUAGGCCUCUAAUUAAUGUAUGUGAUCGCUUUGGAUUCGUUCCAGACCUCACUCACUAUCUAUAUUCAAGCAACAUGCUCCGAUACAUUGAAGGUUAUGUUCAAAAGGUUAACCCAGGAAAUGCUCCCCUAGUUGUGGGGCAGCUGCUGGAUGAUGAAUGUCCUGAAGAUUUCAUUAAAGGCCUGAUUCUAUCUGUCCGUUCUCUGCUUCCUGUUGAGCCCCUUGUGGAGGAGUGUGAGAAACGGAAUCGUCUCCGAUUACUUACUCAGUUUUUGGAGCAUCUUGUGAGUGAGGGAAGCCAAGAUGUACAUGUUCACAAUGCUCUUGGAAAAAUCAUAAUAGAUAGUAACAACAAUCCUGAGCACUUCCUCACCACCAACCCAUAUUAUGAUUCACGUGUUGUUGGUAAAUAUUGUGAGAAGCGUGAUCCGACCCUUGCUGUUGUUGCAUAUCGCAGAGGGCAGUGCGAUGAUGAACUUAUAAAUGUAACAAAUAAGAACUCUUUAUUCAAACUACAAGCCAGGUAUGUAGUUGAAAGGAUGGAUGCUGAUCUCUGGGAAAAAGUUCUUAACCCUGAAAAUGAAUACAGAAGGCAGCUCAUUGAUCAAGUUGUUUCUACUGCUUUGCCUGAAAGCAAGAGCCCAGAACAAGUUUCUGCGGCUGUUAAAGCUUUCAUGACAGCUGAUCUUCCGCAUGAGCUAAUUGAGCUUCUUGAAAAGAUUGUGCUCCAAAACUCUGCAUUCAGUGGGAACUUCAAUCUGCAAAACUUGCUUAUCUUGACAGCCAUCAAGGCAGAUCCAUCCAGAGUUAUGGAUUACAUUAAUAGGCUAGACAACUUUGAUGGACCUGCUGUUGGGGAAGUGGCUGUGGAAGCCCAAUUGUAUGAGGAAGCUUUUGCAAUUUUCAAGAAAUUUAACUUGAAUGUACAGGCUGUCAAUGUUUUAUUGGAUAGCAUCCAAGACAUCAACCGGGCUGUGGAGUUUGCAUUCCGUGUUGAAGAAGAUGCUGUUUGGAGUCAGGUGGCUAAAGCUCAACUCAGGGAGGGAUUAGUGAGUGACGCAAUCGAGUCAUUUAUUCGUGCUGAUGAUGCUACUCAAUUCUUAGAUGUAAUUCGUGCUGCUGGGGAUGCAGAUGUUUACCAUGACUUGGUGAGAUACUUACUGAUGGUUAGACAGAAGGCUAAGGAGCCUAAAGUGGAUAGUGAGCUCAUCUAUGCAUAUGCAAAGAUCGAUAGGCUGGGUGACAUUGAAGAAUUUAUUCUCAUGCCAAAUGUUGCAAAUCUCCCCAAUGUUGGUGAUCGCUUGUAUGACGAAGCACUAUAUGAAGCUGCAAAGAUAAUAUUUGCUUUUAUUUCUAACUGGGCCAAGUUGGCAUGCACACUUGUAAAGCUUAAACAAUUUCAAGGUGCUGUUGAUGCAGCAAGAAAAGCAAAUAGCUCAAAGACAUGGAAAGAAGUAUGCUUUGCUUGUGUUGAUGCUGAGGAGUUCCGCUUGGCUCAGAUAUGUGGGCUCAACAUUAUUGUACAGGUGGAUGACUUGGAAGAGGUUAGUGAAUAUUACCAAAACAGGGGAUGCUUCAAUGAACUUAUUUCUCUUAUGGAGAGUGGAUUAGGAUUGGAACGGGCGCACAUGGGCAUCUUUACUGAGUUGGGUGUCCUUUAUGCCAGAUACCGUUACGAGAAGCUUAUGGAGCAUAUUAAACUAUUUUCAACCCGUCUCAACAUCCCAAAGCUUAUCCGAGCUUGUGAUGAACAACAGCACUGGAAGGAGCUCACAUAUUUGUAUAUUCAAUAUGAUGAAUUUGAUAAUGCUGCCACAACUGUCAUGAAUCAUUCCCCAGAUGCAUGGGAUCACAUGCAGUUCAAGGAUAUUGUUGUUAAAGUUGCUAAUGUGGAGUUAUAUUACAAGGCCGUGCAUUUCUACUUACAAGAGCAUCCUGAUCUUAUCAACGAUCUUCUUAAUGUCCUUGCGCUUCGUGUGGAUCAUACACGUGUGGUGGACAUAAUGAGGAAGGCGGGUCACUUGCGGCUGGUGAAGCCAUACAUGGUUGCAGUUCAGAGCAACAAUGUGGCCGCUGUGAAUGAGGCUCUGAAUGAGAUCUAUGUUGAGGAGGAGGACUAUGACAGACUGCAUGAAUCAAUUGAUUUGCAUGAUAACUUUGAUCAGAUUGGCCUGGCACAAAAGAUUGAGAAACAUGAGCUUCUUGAGAUGAGACGUGUUGCUGCUUAUAUUUACAAGAAAGCUGGUAGGUGGAAGCAGUCCAUCGCAUUGUCGAAGAAAGACAACCUAUACAAAGAUGCCAUGGAGACAGCCUCACAAUCUGGAGAUCGUGAACUUGCCGAGGAGUUACUUGUGUAUUUCAUUGAACAGGGGAAGAAGGAAUGUUUUGCAUCUUGCCUCUUCGUAUGUUAUGAUUUGAUUCGUGUGGAUGUUGCUCUUGAACUUGCCUGGAUGAACAACAUGAUUGACUUUGCCUUCCCAUACCUGUUGCAGAGACCACUAUGCGCGUAUGAUGGCCGUUGUGCUGUUGUGGCAUUUGCGGAAUCAGGAAUCUUCACUGGAUGUAUGAUUGAUGGCCAAUACUUGAUACCUUUACUCCUUGCAUCUUGUGACUUGGCAGAGCUGAGUUUGCUCUUUAUCCGUGAGUACACCGGCAAAGUUGAUGAACUAAUCAAGGACAAACUAGAGGCUAUCAGCGAAGUGAAGGCUAAAGAGAAUGAAGAGAAGGACAUUAUGAAACAGCAGAACAUGUAUGCUCAGUUGCUGCCUCUUGCAUUGCCUGCACCGCCAAUGCCGGGUAUGGGAGGAGCAGGGAUGGGAGGAGGUUUUGCUCCACCACCACCAAUGGGCGGAAUGGGGAUGCCCCCAAUGCCACCCUUUGGCAUGCCACCGAUGGGCUCAUACUGA